This is a messenger RNA of Trichobilharzia szidati, 2819 nucleotides long. Lineage: Eukaryota; Metazoa; Platyhelminthes; Trematoda; Strigeidida; Schistosomatidae. The record is from the annotation of a GenBank genome assembly.
AGGACGACCUCGAGUAGAGCCAGGUUUAGCGGUAAAUUAAAAGGAUCUACGAAGCAACGUUGUGAAUUUUAGCAGUUAAUAUAGAGGACAUUAUUUUGUUCCGCUGUAGCGGUAUUUAUUCUUUAAGGAAUAAAAUUAAAACUAAAUUUUCUUCUGCAAGUAUGCGAACAGUCUAAUCCAAUAAUGUUAUCAAGUGCCACGAAGCAUUUCCACAUAUAGCUGUAUGGAUUACAUUCUAUUAUGACAUCGGUAGGUGCAACUUAUCAGUAUAAAAAUGAGCAGCAAAUAAUUUAACUUUCGUGAAGACGUAUCUCAAUCGUAUUCGUGUUGUGAAUCAUCCCCGUUUUUGUUGCAGUAUACAUAUGUAUUAAUGUCAAAGUCAUGCUUACGUCGGUCAAUAUUGUAUUGGAAAUCUUAUCAUCACAGGCAUAAUAUGUUCUUUCAUACGGAAAGAUGUUUAUAUGUACAAACAACAUCGCAAUAUUCAUCAUCCAUUAGGGGAUUUUUGUCGUCAUUAUCUUGUUGUUCAAUAGUAACAAAUCAUAGAAUGGGAAAUAUCUGCAAUUAUCUUUGUCCUCCAACUGGGAACAGAUUUUUAUCCACCUCUGAAUUAAGAACUUCACGUCAUGAUUCUGAUGUGAAAAUUUUAUGUGAUAAUGAAGUUGUACCGACAACAUCCUCCUCCUCAGCAGUAAACGAUAAUUAUGAUGCUGCCGCUUAUGAUGAUGAUAAGCAUAGGAAUGAACAGCAGCCAUCAGUUGCUAUUCGUGAUAAAUCAUCCGCCAGGCAUAUGCAAAGAUCAUCUACUACCGGUGUUCACAGCAGUCAACAGAGAUUACUUUCACAGUCAUCGGCGCCAGCAACAGCGAAAACACCGUCUUAUCCAUCUCAAGGUCCAAAAGUUGUAAGGGAAUAUGUGAAUUUCCCUUUUCUCACUGAUAAUGAAAUUGGAAAUUGGAUUACAAAUUGUCGUUUCAUGUUUAUACUACGUGGACCACCUGGAGCAGGAAAAUCAUUUAUUUCUGAAUGUAUACGGAUACGUUUUCCUAUGGCUAAGGUUUGCUCUGCAGAUGAUUUCUGGUAUCUAGAAUCCAAUGGCUUUGAAUAUCAAUUUGAUAUUAAUCGAUUAAAUGAAGCUCAUGAAUGGUGUCAAAAUAAUGCAUAUACUGCUGCUGCCUCUGGUCAUAGUCCAAUUAUUAUUGAUAAUACAAAUGUUAGAAAUUGGGAAACACGUUAUUAUACAGAUUUAGCACGUCGUUUUAACUAUUUUGUAAUAAUGGUUAUUCCACAGACACCAUGGCGUUUUGAUGCAGAGACAUUGGCGAUGCGUAAUGUACAUUUUGUGAGUUUAGAAACAGUUGAAGCUAAAGUUCGUAAUUUUGAACAUAUUUAUCCAUUGUAUUAUGGUUGGUUUUGGUCUGGACCACCGAGUGAAUUAAGCCAAAAGCAGAAUACAUCAUUAAAUGCAUCAUCAACUAAAAGAUGGAAAAGUUCCACGAAUUCGAAUCCAUGCAUUGAAGUAGAUCGUUUUCUUCAUUGGGCUUGGAAUGCACUGAAUACUAUAAUGGAGCUUCCUGGUAUACGUGAAGAGUUUGCUAAUGAAUUUGGCUUACCAGAAGAUGCAACUGUACAUAAUGUGUUAAGUCAUUGGGAAUCUGCUACAAUACCUGAUUUCGGUACAGGUUUAAAGACAAGCAAAUCAUCUAGUAUCCCGCAUAUAACAGCUAAAUACUCGCGAUUUGGACGAGCAUCCGGUGCAGAACGAUAUGCUCUACGUAGAUCUGUGACUGAAAACCUCCUGGGGAAAUUAUUUACAAUACAAAUUACUGGCUUAGUUAUCAGUACGCGUACAAUAGGCGCCAGGGUACGACUACCGAAUGAUGAAGUUGUGAUUCGACAUCUUUGGGCUUCCGAUGAUCAAGAAGUUGUCUUCCCAGAUAACUGUGGUAUAAUGCCUAUGAAUCGUCCAACUGGUUGUCGUGCCCAUGUUACAUUGGCUUUAGCUCCUGGAGUAUCCCCGGCGGAAACUGGACGUGAUCUUCUACGUGUUGUAGAUAUGGAGUUGAAUAAUCGACCAGGUGAUCAUGUAGCUAUCAUGAAAAAUGGUUCUAUUCGUCGCCUUAUCAUACCUAAACUACAAUUGAACAGCUCACCUGAUCAUCAAUUCACUCAGACAACAAUGGUGGGCAAUUCAAAUAAUCAUUAUCCGCAUGAUGGUAAUUAUUGUUAUGCGAGUAAUGGUGUGCCACAGAACUAUGUACCAGAUUAUGAAACAAUUUAUGUAUAUGACUUAGACUUUCCACAGCAUUAUCGUGUAGCUUUUGCUGCUUCAUACUGAACUAUGUCAGUGUUGUUUUUGCCUUCACGAAUGGAAGAAUGCACAUUAGCUCAUUACUACUUCUAUUAGUCGGUGAUUUUAUCGUAAACACGAAGAUUUCUUCAUUCCUACUAUUAUUACUACUACUGUUAUUAUUAUUAUAAUUAUCCCUCAAGCAGAUUGUUGAUAGUUGGUGUAUUUAUUUACUUAUUUUUUGCACUAUAUAUAUAUAUAUAUAUAUAUAUAUAUAUACUCAUAUGCAUAUAUAUAUUUACUAUCUUGUCAUUCCACUUUAUUUUUUACAUUUUUGGAGUUUUUUUUUGUUAGUUCGUUCGCUUCCUUUCUUUCUUUCUAAUUUCAUAUAAUUCUUGGGUUUUCUUUUUCUACCUCACCUUGUACAUGCAUUUAGGCAAUACAUUUGGAAGUACUUCUAUAUAUAUAACUUCGUAUCUGUAGGGGGUAAAGAUUACCUUAUGGGAAUUAUAUGAAGAUAUAUGUGUUG